AGCGUUGGAUCAAACAACUCAAACGGUCCGAAUUUGAAACGAACGCCACUAACGAAACCCCGACCCAUUUUACAUCCGAGGCGUUGCUAAUACACUUCCACCGACUUUUCUUCUUGGUUCGGUUGUUCCCAACUUCCACUCCAUAUACCAAAACCCCAAACGAAAAAGCAUAUUCCUCUCUCUCUCUCUCUGCCCGCGAGGUCGAGGCAGCAGUUCUGCAAUUCCAAUGGCGGCCAUGAACCGCCUUUUGAAACCCUCACAAUUCUCCUCCUCCUCCGCGAUCGCAUCCCUCAGGCGGUGCCUAUCAUCAGCUGCGGCGUCGGAGACCGAGUCUCGCUUGAAAUCUCGGAGUUGUCUGCCUCCGAGCGCAGAUCCCAAGGGUAGGAACGUCCAGUGGGUGUUCCUGGGCUGCCCUGGCGUCGGAAAGGGCACUUACGCCAGCCGCCUCUCUUCCCUCCUCAGCGUCCCUCACAUCGCCACCGGUGAUCUCGUCCGCCAAGUGCUCUCUUCCCAUGGCCCUCUCUCUCAUCAGCUUGCAGAGAUUGGAAACCAAGGGAAACUGGUUUCGGAUGAGAUUAUAAUAAGGUUACUGUCUAAGAGACUUGAGGCUGGAGAAGCUAAAGGUGAAUCAGGAUUCAUUCUUGAUGGUUUUCCUCGAACAAUAAGACAAGCGGAAAUAUUGGACGAGGUGACAUAUAUUGACUUGGUGGUCAAUCUAAAGCUCCCAGAAAAUGUACUGCUUGAGAAAUGCCUUGGGCGAAGGAUUUGCAGUGAGUGUGGAAAAAAUUUCAAUGUGGCCUCCAUUAAUGUCAAGGGUGAGAAUGGGAAUCCUGACAUUAGCAUGGCUCCACUUCUUUCUCCUCCACAAUGUGCUUCAAAGCUCAUCACACGGUCUGAUGAUACUGAAAUUGUGGUAAAGGAACGCCUUCGCAUAUACAAUGAAAAGAGUAAGCCUUUGGAGGAGUUCUACCGAAAUCAAGGAAAGUUGCUGGAGUUUGAUCUGCCUGGGGGGAUUCCAGAGUCGUGGCCGAAGUUGCUGGAAGCUCUUAAUCUCGAUGAUCGUGAAGAGAAGCAGUCUGCUGCAGCGUAAAUUCUCACUAAUUGCUUUCUAAGUCCUCAUUAUUUGCAUGUGUAAAGUUGCAUGCCUGGCAAUUUUGCAGAAAGAAGAGAAGGAUUUUUUUUCAUUUACUUAUUUCGAUAGUCUGAGGGGAAAUAAUCAAAACAUGGUUAAUAACCCAGCCAUGUGAUCAUGGCAUUGGACUUCUAUUUCACCAAGAGGUCUGUUGUACCCUAAUAUAUGAGAAAGAGGGAGAGCAUAAAGAAUUUAGGUUUUUUUUAUUUUUUUAUUUUUAAUUCUAAUUUCUUUGUCUUGGUAGACUUUAAUGCUAUGUUUGGGUUAUAAAUUUAUGAGUAAACCCUCUUGUAGAUUGAUGAUGUGGCAGCUUCUUUUUGUUAUAAAGGCAUGUUCUUUGUUUUGUUUA
Camellia sinensis is the source of this 1481-nucleotide messenger RNA. Lineage: Eukaryota; Viridiplantae; Streptophyta; Magnoliopsida; Ericales; Theaceae. The record is from RefSeq and is a predicted model, not a curated record.